AUGAGUAAAAUAAAAGAAAAAAGAACCAGUUUGAGUCCCAAAAAGUUAGAUAUUGCCUUGGCAAUAAAACAGUGUACAGAGGGAUCGCCUGAACUUUACUACAAACUUAUGAAACAAUUAAGUCAAGAUGUUCCGGUGAAUAUUUUGAAAGUUUACCUCAAAGAAUUUGCUGAAUGUGUUACUCUUUUAGAUCAACGUUUUUAUGACUUUGUCAGAGUUAUUCUGAACUUAAACUGGUACACAAGUGAAUCGUUAUGCAAGGAAUAUUUUGAUUUUGUUGUCAGUUUGAGCAUUGCACACCCUGUACAUUUAACAAAUGUGUUAACAGCCUUGGUGCAGAGGUUCAAACCAAGUAUUGAUCCACUGCAAGCAACUAUUAUUCAGCAAAAACAGCAUUUAGUAAUUUGUAGCCAUGUACAAGCUGCUUUGAAGGCUAUCCAGAAGCGUGUGCCCAUGAUGCAAAAUACUCUGAUGAACAUUAUUGUAAAACAAUUUCCAUAUUUCAAGAAUGAUAUCUUCCAAGUUGAAUGUUAUGUCCGGAAUUUACUUCAAUUGACUUUAUUCAUGCCAACAUAUCGUUUGAAAAUCUUGGAGCUGAUCAUUUCCAAAAUGACAGCAUUUGAUGUUUCUUGUCCUCGACAUAUUAUUAUUGAGGCUGAGAAAGAAGAUGAAGCUUCAGAUUUUGUGUUUGAAAUGGAUUUUGAAAAGACAAAUGAAGACCUUAAACCUUUGCUGAAACUUCCAGAGGCUGAAGUUUUGGAUAUUCUUAUGAGUCUUCUUUUAACCUAUGUAACAAAUACCAUUUAUCAAAAUUUUGAUAAUACUGAUGCCACAGAUUUAAAAUUGGAUUGGUCAAGUUGCAAAAGAUUAUUCAGAGAAUUGCUUUUAGUAUUUGAAACUAUUAUCUUACCAACUCAUGCCACCUGUCAUAUCCAGUUCAUUUUCUUCUACAUCUGUAAAUAUAAUGUUCAAUUGUGUGAUGGUUUUCUGGAUUUCCUUUGGAAGAAAUUUUACAAUCCUAACACUAAUACUGUAUUCAGACAAGCUUGUGCUUCUUAUCUUGGAAGUUUUCUGGCAAGGUCGAGGUAUCUGCCUACCAGCUCAAUGAUAAUGUGCCUUGAUGAAUUUUGCAAUUGGAUACAUUACUACAUUGAUUUAGUGAUAAUACCAAAAGAUAAAAAGCCUAAUUUAUUUAUUUCUCAUGGCUCUUUCUAUUAUUUAUGCCAAGCAGUUUUUUAUGUGUUUGUGUUUCGACACAGAGACAUUUUUGAAUCUGCUAAAGGUUUUAAUCGUGUCAGCACUUGGAAUUUCCAGCAUAUUGUCACAUGUCAUUUAAAUCCUCUCAAAUUUUGUGCACCACAUUUAGUAGAAAAGUUUGCCAGUAUCACAAGGCUUUAUCAGAUCGCCAUGUGUGACACUAUAAUUGAAAGAAACCGACGAGAAGUUUUUGAUCAUGAGUUUCUUGAAGUUUUUACUGCAGAGAAGAAAAACAAUUUGGAUUUUUUCUUUCCUUUUGAUCCCUGUGUAUUACCAAGAACAAAUAAGUUUUUGAAGCCUCUUUUUCGUGAAUAUGAUAGUGCUGAAAGUAAUGGUGAUGUGGCUGCUGUACAAGUGAUGAAUGAUGAUGAAGUUGAUUUUCUUCCCCCUGAAUCCUGUGAUCCAAUGCAAAGUAUAUUAAAUGAAGAUGAACUGUCAUGCCAUAAAGUUACAAAUAGCAUGGCCCGUGUUUCCAGUAAAAGUGAAAGGAUAUCACAGCCAUUAUUUGGUGAAAAAAAUGAACUAAUUGAAGAAAUGAUGGCAAGUUUAUGA
Acanthosepion pharaonis is the source of this 1809-nucleotide messenger RNA. The record is from the annotation of a GenBank genome assembly. Lineage: Eukaryota; Metazoa; Mollusca; Cephalopoda; Sepiida; Sepiidae.